AUGACGGUUCCUGCCAGUCUUGGCCAUGUUGACUCCCUAUUUCCUCAUAUCGAGAAGGAUUGGUGGAAAAAAGCUUACAAUGAGAUGUACCUCUACACCGACGGCGACUGUGUCGAAAUCCCCGCUAUCACAGAAACCGAAUGCAACGAGCUCGUCGGAAUCCCUUGUGUGCAACAGCUAUUACGAACUCAAGAAUCUCAGAUCAACGUGUUGGAUCUAUGCUGUGGCCAAGGCCGACAUAGCAUCAACCUUGCCAAACGCUUCCCAUCGGUGAACUUUCGCGGCGUCGACCAGAGCACCUACCUUCUUGGCCUUGCUCGAGAACGAGUGAUAGCAGAAGAUGUGCAGGGCAACACCAUGUUUCAGGAGGGAGACCUUCGUCGGAUUCCUGAAGCGGAUUGCUCCUUUGAUCUGGUUAUACUUCUGGGAAACUCCUUUGGGCACUGCAAUGAUGAGGGAGACCUAGAGUCCCUCCGCGAGGUCUCUCGGGUCCUGAAGCCAGGAGGCAUCUUCAUCAUUGACUACGUGGAUGGAUCUUGGAUUAGAUCCAACUUCAGUUCAAGUGGAUGGGAAUGGCUUGAGGGCAAAAAGACACUUAUGGCCUGUCGGGAACGAGAGCUUUCUCCAGAUAAAACUCUUCUCGCCAGCCGAGAAAUUGUGAUUGAUUUGGAAGGCCCUACAGUCCUCCAGGACCUUUUCUAUUCCGUCAGGCUUUACGAUAUGGAGGAAAUGGACAAUCUUUUGCAGAAAGUGGGGUUAAAUCUUCAAGCAGAAGAUGGGUUGCAGCUGAUAACGUCGACACGAGAAGGCACCAUUGACAUGGGAAUGAUGGAGCGAAGGCAGUUAGUCGUUGCGCAGAAGCCAGCCGAGUCCAAAACUGCCAAUCCUCUUGAUAGAGACGCGGAUGUCUAUGUGCAUCCAAAUUUGGUACAAUACUACAAUAGUCACAAAGGAAGAUCCCUACAGGUCUCUGCAUCUGUGCCAGCAGGAACCACAAUCCUCGCAGAUGUACCAUAUGCUUUGACCCCGUCUCUGGAUCCAUCUCAACCCGAGGCCCUAAUUUGCAGUAACCUGAAAUGCCGCCAACGGGUGACACAAUACAAAGAGAGCGUUCGUUGCCAAAGCAAUUGUAUCCGAGAUGUGGCUUGGUGUAACAUUGAUUGCCGAACUGCGGAUCAGGCUCGGCAUGAUUUUGAAUGCGCUUGGUUGAAAAACCAAGGAGAGAAUCUUCGUCAAAACGAGGGUCAGUAUACUUUUGCUAUGAUUUGGACAGUCCUCCGUCUUCUAGCGGGAAGAUACCUUGAGCUCCAGGCAGGAUCCAAACCAUCGAAACUUUAUUCCUGGGAAGAUCGGUUCAAGCGGGGAUGGGAAUCCGUUGAUCUCCUCCACAGUAACCGGGAGCAGUGGCCCCAGACGCAGAUUCAGCACUGGAAAAGGCUUGUUGAGCUAUACCUAACUCAUGAUAUUCAGUCAGAUCUUAAUUUCGACGACAUGGUGGACCUCAUCUGCAAAGAAGAGUCUAACUCGUUCGGACUAUACCCAAGGGAGACCGGGAUAUUUCCCAUUCCGGACCCCCCAGUUGACCGAGGCUUGGAUUACGGGUUGGGUAUCUAUCCAAGAGCCACAAUCAUAAACCAUUCCUGCAUUCCAAAUAUCACCUGGAAACCAGACAGCAAUGGGCGAAUGGUUUUCACUACUUCGCGGAACCUUGCCGCAGGUGAAGAAUGUCUCAUUUGCUAUUUUGAUUUACCCAAGUAUGUAGACGUCAAAGCACGGCAAAAUCUGCUACAAGAAGACUUCCUAUUUUCUUGCGCCUGUGAGCGAUGCACUCAGGAACUGGCCGAGGAACUGUAG
Molecule: messenger RNA, 1854 nt
Organism: Penicillium samsonianum
Lineage: Eukaryota; Fungi; Ascomycota; Eurotiomycetes; Eurotiales; Aspergillaceae
Exons: 2
Coding region: 1-1854 (617 amino acids)
Molecular function (GO): protein binding
Source: RefSeq, a predicted model, not a curated record